Haliotis rubra (blacklip abalone) is the source of this 1438-nucleotide messenger RNA. Its product is annotated as epidermal growth factor receptor-like. NCBI's taxonomy places the organism in Eukaryota, Metazoa, Mollusca, Gastropoda, Lepetellida, Haliotidae. The transcript has 5 exons. The record is from RefSeq and is a predicted model, not a curated record. The coding region runs from base 30 to 863 and encodes 277 amino acids.
GCAGUGUUCGCGGAGUUGAGUACCUCACGAUGAUGCUUCUAACAUUGGUGGUGUUGGUAUUGGUUGCGACGACGGCUGACGGUGUGGCGGUGGUAUCGAACGACAUCCCUGACACAGGCAUCACAGAGAAUGAUACAGUGUGUUCUGGGGGACGAUCAUCCAUGCAGCUGUCUACAUCUGGCUCUCCGAGCUGGUGGUACAGGGAUAUGAUACAGACAUACACCAACUGUACCUACGUGGACGGCAACCUCAUCAUUACGUGGCUUACCGACGACAACAUCAACUACGACCUUAACUUCCUGCGUAACAUACGGUACGUCCGAGGUUACGUACUGAUCGCGCGUGCGGAUGGACACUUUGAGCUGAACCUGCCGAGACUAGAAGUGAUCAGGGGAAACUCGACAUUCACGUUUCAUGGCGACCACUAUGGGCUGGCUGUGCUGCUUACUAACUUUACGGCAGUACGAAUUCCCCGGUUGAAAGAGAUCACAAACGGAAAGGUUAUCUUUUUUCUAAACCUACCGGACAUUCGGGUAGAGAUAACAAGAGACUGGGACCAGAUAGUCCGAGGCAGGGAAAGCAGGCAUCCCGGGACUGUCACCUUUCAGCAUGAACCUCCCGUCGCCCGGCAUUAUGAUGUGUGUCCCUCUCGCUGCCCUCAGAGAUGCUUCUGGUACGGAGCUGGAUGCUGUCACCAUCAGUGCGCCGGGGGGUGCUGGGGACCAUCUCCCACCCAGUGUGAGACGUGCAAGGAUUUUGAACUGGACGGCGUGUGUUUGAGCCACUGUCCUAACGCAUACUAUCGACACGGCAGAAGAUGUCUACGGAACCCCUGGUACAGAGGAAGAUAUCACAGACAUUAGUGUAUUCAGCAACCCGUUUGGCAAGCCGUUUCCACAUUUAUUUCUAAAUUACUGAUAUCUUCAAUUGCUUUAAAGAUGAAUUUAAUUAGAGAUAUCUUGAAUUGAAGAUAUCUUGUAAAAAUUCAAGAUAUCUCGAAUAGAGAUAAUCAUAAAUAUCAGCAAUGAAAUUCAUGUAUCUGAAGCAUAUUAAUGAUAUCUUGAAAAGAAUUGCUGAUAUCGUAGAAUAGAUUAACGAUCUAAGAAUGUGAUUUACAGAUAUAAAUAAGUAAUGUGCUUAAUGACAUCUUGUAAUUUUAUACAGAUAUCAUUAAUAAUUAUUGAUAUCUCGAAGGGCGAUAAUUCUCGCUACCCGUGUGGUUCCCAACUCAAUUAAUGUUGUCAGAUUGUAAGAUGCAAUUCUGUAUAAUAACAUUAAUGACCGGUGAGUAGCUUAAUUGUUUUACUUCUAAUUUUAAUUGCAGAUACUGGGCUAAAACUAUGUGAACUCAUGAUUCUUGAGAUUUUCACGAAGCUUGUUUCUGUUAUUUGAAAUGAGAAUGCUUUUUCAAAAAUAAAUAAAUAUUUUUAUUACAUGA